UGCAAUUAACGGUUUUAUGUACUACUGAAAUUUUAACAACAUUUUGGAAGUUGCGCUACUUCAGAAUGCAAGACUGUGGUUCAGUCUUUGUAGUCCCAGAUGGUGUCAUCAAUUGUCCUUCAAAGUGUUAUCUAGUCAAACUAAACCAUCCAAGAUCAGGUAUUUUGACUUCUGUUGAUAUGUUUUAAUCGAUUCUUCGUAGACAUACCAUGCCUAUUCCUGUGGAAUAGUCAAUCAUCUCAGCUUUUUGAAAUACAGAGCACAACUCAAAAAUUUCGUUCAUGGUUAGUUGGUGGAGAUAUUAAGACUGAUGGUGUGAUGUAUCUUUGCAGUCGGAUCGAUCCACUUUUCUUCUGCAUAUCAUUCUGCAAAAAACAGACUAAAUUUGUUUCAUGGCAUUCAUUGCUAAGCGAGGCAGGUGAUAAUUGUUCAAUACUUAGCAGUAUUUCCAACCUGGAGGGUCGUUUGGAAGAAAUUUGUGAGAAGAAAUGUGUUGGUAGCCUCUCUGUUUAUCGUUACGACGAAUCUCGGACAUUGGAAUGGUUAUCGAAUAGAGUAUCCGAUGUUUGUCAGGCUGCCCUUCAAUCGGCAAAUCCCGUUCUUAAUUCUCAGCUUCGGUUAAUUAUUUCCAGUUCUUCGUCUGAUGGCAGUAAAGGAGGAAGUGAAGAUUCACGAGUUCCAGAAUUUACAUCCAGUUCUGAAGAGGCUCAGCUGUUGUCAGUCAGUCAACUACCUCAACAGUUAUGCUUAGAAUUAGCUUAUCAGUUAGUGGCUGAUUAUCUUACCCCGGACAUAUCAAAAAAGCUACGAGAAAAGAUUGGUUUGAAGACUUCAGAAGAUACUCCAUCAGAUAUAAACACUUCAACAACAGUAGAUUCUGAGAAUGUAGAUCCUGCUGUUGAGCUACACCAGAAGUCAGAAAAUUCAAAGAAUUGUCAACCUAAAGAAGACUAUUCAUCUGUUUUAAAGUUGAAAGAAUCGAAGACUAACGAGCCAGUUCCAAAGAAGGCGAAAAUACCAAAGGGUGUACAGUCGAUUACCAGCUUCUUCACGAAAAAAUAACCCAUGUGUGUACAUUUUUGUAUGUAUCAAAUGUCCUGCCUUUCUGUUAUAAAUGUAUGAUAUGUUACUUACUACUACUGUCUUUAUGCAUGUGUGUAUAUAUGUGUGUGAGUGUGUGUAUAUUCCUGUAUUUUAUACAUUACCAGAUAAAUAUGAUCUCAUAUUGUGAAUGAAA
Messenger RNA from Trichobilharzia szidati, 1237 nucleotides. The record is from the annotation of a GenBank genome assembly. Lineage: Eukaryota; Metazoa; Platyhelminthes; Trematoda; Strigeidida; Schistosomatidae.